AUUAUUUCCACUUCUCUUCUUACUCGAGUCUUUUCACUUUCUUCCCCUCCACCCUCCCUAUAUAAAUAACACCAAAACAAACCAAAAUUCAACAGCUUAAUUCAAAGUCUCUCCCCCAAAAAUCCUUCCCCCAUUGUUGAAGAAAGGAAAACAUACAAAAUUUUGGGAGCUAGUUAAUUCUCCGGCUGCUUAAAUCGACCUUUUUCUUUGUUUGUGGAGAAUGGCAUUUCUGGAGGGGAACGGUAGAAGAAUGAAGGACAACUGCGGGGGAAACGGGGGCGCCGGCGACGACGACUGGUGCUACGAAGACGAAAACGCCCUUCUGAAUUAUCCGGUGAAAGUUCGCACUACGCUCCGCUACAUAAAGGAAAUCUCCCAAAAACACAGUUACGAGGAUAUAUAUUCGAUGCUGAGGGAAUGUGGGAUGGAUCCCAAUGAGACAGUUCAGAAGUUGCUGCUUGUUGAUCCAUUUCGUGAGGUGAAACACAAGCAUAGUAAGAGGAGAUCAAAUGUAGACCCCGGCACCUCUGAAAGACGUAAAUGGAUGUCUGGUGUGCAGCAGCGAGAGGCUGGGGCUGGUAGAGGAAACAAUUAUUCUGCAUACUCUCCCAUUGGUGAUUAUUAUGGUGGUGGUCACAGGAGACAGGCUCCCGUGAGACCAGAAAAUGGUGGCCCUUAUCACAGAGAACCCAACCAUGCUGUACCUCUUGCUAAACCACCUUCAGUUGCAGCUUCAAAUGGAAAUUCUAUUAAUGAACCAAGUCAAGGAGCCUCCAUUGCUGAGGUCAGGCAGUUAGGAAAAAGUCCAGCUCUACAAACUGUUGCUGUGAAGCAACUCGACAGUACAAGUCGCGGCCCCACUCCUGCCUCAACUCCAACAACUGCCUCCAUUGUUUCAUCUGGAACGAGAUUUGUUGGAGAAAUUUCUGAAUCACAAUCUACUGAUUUACCAGCUUCCCUGAGCUCAGCUCCCGUAUCAGGUGUCUAUUCCUCUGCUUCGGAUCCAGUGUUGCUUCCAUCCCUCAAUCUGCGCAAUCUUGGAGCUGCGGGAACCAUAAAACGUGAAAAGCAGAACCCUCAAUGUGCUUCUGAGUUUAGUGGGCCGUCUUGUCAGAUUGAGUUGAAUGGUGGUCAUGUCAGUACAAGUGGUAGUCAAGAAGGUGUUCGAACUGCCAAUGGAACAUCACAGAGAGUUGAAAAAAGUAAAACUUCCGAGCAUUCCAGGGAUUCAUCUUUGUUAAGCCAUGAUAAUCCAUCUUCCGCUGCCAUUGUGGAGCAGGAUGAUUGGUCACUUGAACAAGUUAGUGGUCCUUCACAAGUGUUAGCUCAAGUUGGAAAUGAGGCACAAGGAGCCAGUAUGCAGUCCCAUUCCAAGCUCAGUGACCCUGUUUUGGAGAAAGAAAUAUCACAACUCGAUAUGAAGUUAGAGGGACUGAAAUUGUCCACCCAUCAGCAAGUUAUUUUUCCAGAUCACAUUCAGGUUCCUGAAGAAGUAAGAGUUGGAUUGACUUUUGGUAGCUUGGAUGGCGCUUCAGUACCAAGCAAAAAUAUGAACAAGGACUCCACGCGUGUGGCUCCCUCUGUGAUGAUUGGCCAGGAUGCUGCUGGGGAGCCACCUUUAUGUGAUCAACCUGCAGCCCCAGCUGUCGAAGGAGAUGAUUCUGCUUGUCAUACGCAAACACAGCCUGAGGGAAUGGAGAACUUAUCACCCUUAGAAAUGGAUGCCUUAUCUGCUGCUGUUCCUCCGAAGUCCAAUCAGCUGAAGCCUGACAUACUGCCCCAUAUUGGAGGAUCGCAAUACCCAUUUUUGUCGGCUGCUCCAGUUAAUGGUUUCAGUAUCGUACCCCCGAUCUUUGGGCAUCACCUUCUGCAAGUUGAAGCAGCUGAGGUGGCCAGCUCAGUUCCAUCAACAUCGAGUUCAUCACAACCUGCUCAGCCUGUAGGCACUGGACAGAAUUCUGUUGCUGUUUCACCGCAGUUGUUUCCUUUCCUUAGGCACCCAUUUCCGUCCAAUUAUGUCCCAUACAAUCCGUACUUCCCUCAUCUCUAUAUGCCCCAUGGUUCUCACCAGUUUAUAGGUCAUGGUGGAUUCCCUCAGCUAGCUCCAACCGGUAACAUGUAUAUGCCACCAGCUGCUGCUACAGGGGUCAAAUACCCUGUUUCACCUGUAUACAAGCCCGGUGCAAACACUGGAAAUCCAGCGAACUUUGGUAUUCCAUCUGGAUAUGGCCCGUAUGGCUCUUCUGCUGUUGGCUAUGGUAUUGGUGCUAGCAUAACUCCAAGUGGUUCUUCUUGCAGUGAAGAUCUUGCUGCUCCUGAGACGAAGGACAGGAACAUUUACUCGGCACUAAAUCAGAACGAGGAGCCCCAAAUUUGGACCUCUGUACCAGCUCGAGACAUGUCAUCUUUGCCAGGAAAUUUCUACUACAACUUUCCUCCUGGCCAACAGGUCGCUUUUCCUCCCUCACAUUCUGGUCAGGGAUCUAUAGCUGAAAUGUAUCAUCUAACUCAAACAGCUGAUGCUGCUGCUUCAACCAGUGCUCAGUCACCUCCUGAACAACAAUCCCAACCAAUUGCUGGAUCUGCUGAACCUGAGAUUCCACCAUCAGGCGGCACGUAUCAACAAACUCAUUCGCAGAACCAUUGGAACACCAAAUUACUUAACCGAUAGAACAUUUAAUCUUUUUGGAUGAAAAGACAUUGUAGUAGCAAUCUAGUUUGCCGUUAUAAGGGGAUAAUUAGACAAAGGGUAACUUAUAUUGGCCUCCCAAAGUGUAAAUAGCACAAUCUGCUAUGAAGGCUAAGAUAUAUUAGAAGGAUAAUCAAUAGAGGACAGGUCUCCUUCCCUAUGGUAGGCCUCUUUUUGUUAUGAAAACAUUGUCCUUGUAAGAUUAAAAAUUAUGGAUAAUUGCAGUAGCCUUUUUGGAUAUAUAUCUUUCUUGGGAAUUCGUGGAAUAUGUUAGGCUUGAAUUUGCAGGUGGGGUUUUGGUAUUAUCCUGUAUCUCAUGUUUCACCUCAUCAAACUUAGG
Oldenlandia corymbosa var. corymbosa is the source of this 3029-nucleotide messenger RNA. The record is from the annotation of a GenBank genome assembly. NCBI's taxonomy places the organism in Eukaryota, Viridiplantae, Streptophyta, Magnoliopsida, Gentianales, Rubiaceae.